Molecule: messenger RNA, 956 nt
Organism: Lycium ferocissimum
Lineage: Eukaryota; Viridiplantae; Streptophyta; Magnoliopsida; Solanales; Solanaceae
Exons: 4
Coding region: 120-800 (226 amino acids)
Molecular function (GO): oxidoreductase activity
Source: RefSeq, a predicted model, not a curated record
UUAUAAGCAUUUUGCGUCAACAUCACUAUCACUUCUAUCUUAUGUUACCACAUCUCUUCACAAUAAAGAGUCCAAAAAUCUGAAACCAGAUAGAAAUUAAAUAGUAUCUAUUUCAAGAAAUGGAGCUCUGGAAAUCCAUUGUGUUGUUUAAUUCUGUUUUAAUAUUUAUUGGUUGUGUGAGUUCACUUCCAUCCAAGCAAGAUGGUUUCUGGUAUGAGAACAGAAUCGCCAAAACAGAAUCAAUAUUAAUCGAGGCCUUCUUUGAUCCAGUUUGCCCUGACAGUAAAGCUUCAUGGCCCCCCCUCAAGCUAGCUCUCCAGCACUACGGUUCUCGUGUCUCUCUCGUUGUUCAUCCCUUCCCUUUACCUUACCAUGACAAUGCAUUUAUCACCUCGCGCGCGUUGCACAUUAUCAAUAAGUUGAAUACUUCUGCCACAUACAGAUUACUGGAGUCUUUCUUUGAUCACCAGGAUGAGUUUUAUAACAAAGCAACUUUCAACUUGCCCAAAGCAUCUGUUGUGGAUAAAGUUGCAAAAUUUACAUCCAAUGCAAUUGGGCAUUCGAAUUACACUGCGGUAAAGGAUGGAUUUACCGACCCCAAAACCGAUCAAGCGACAAGAUUUUCCUUCAAGUAUGGCUGUGUGAAAGGCGUAUAUGGGGCGCCUUUUUUCUUUGUAAACGGGUUUCCUCUGCCUGGUGCUGGCUCACCAUUGGACUACAAAGCAUGGAGAAAUAUUCUUGAUCCAUUGAUUUCUCCAGCAGGACAACUGAAGACUGACGCUUUGCAUUUCUUCUUGUGAAUCACUGUAUUUGUACUCUCAUCACCUGAUGGCUGAGCUAGAGAGACAAACUUUUCGCUUAUAUUUACAUAUAAUGACAUAAUUUAUUGCUUCUAUAUCUUAUAGUUAUAGAAAAUGAAAAUACUAAUCUGAUGGUAAAAGUUUUUUUCUGUCUAA